Lineus longissimus is the source of this 2875-nucleotide messenger RNA. RefSeq names its product myosin-1B-like. The coding region runs from base 341 to 1912 and encodes 523 amino acids. NCBI's taxonomy places the organism in Eukaryota, Metazoa, Nemertea, Pilidiophora, Heteronemertea, Lineidae. The transcript is spliced from 2 exons. The record is from RefSeq and is a predicted model, not a curated record.
GUCUCAAUACGAAAUAAGAACAUAAUCAUAAAUCAACGAAUCAUUUAGCCAGCCAGAAGUGUCGAGGAGACGUCGCCGACAGUGUGCAGAGAACCGACAUUCUUGAACCCUGAUCGAAUCAAACGCACUCCUCUUGACAAAGGUUGAUUUUCCACAACAAGCAAGAAGCAAUUUUGUUCACAAGUCGACCAGAUCUGACUGCCGAACAAGAACAAGUCGUCUGCAACAGAGAAAAAAGCGCCAGUCCGAGUCUUCAGCGUCUUCCCCGAAGGAAGAGCAGUCCGUCAGACGACCAACUACUUCACCGAGGACAGGCCAAUCAACAGAUCGAUUGUUCUAAAUGUACGAAUUGUUCAAGGGACUAUUUCGCUUCCUUGUGUACUCACAACGUGUUUCUGCUGGUGACAAUUUUAUCGAAGAACCAUUUCUUUUUGAAAGCCAAAUGCCCAAUAGGAAGAAUAAUAACAAGCAAAAGGCGAACAACGGUAAGUCACCCAAAAGUUCGAAUACUGAUCGUCCGAUGGCCAGCAAAAAUGGAAACACCGACAUUUCUAGUGGACCAGUGUCCGCUGAUGCACAGUCGUCCAACUCGGGAGUGGCACAGUCUCCAGAUCGACAAGACCCAUCCAUGACUGAACAGACAGCCAACGCUGGGCUACCAUCCAAUUUGGGCAACACGUCCACUGAUGGCCGAGAACUAUCGGGGGUUGAAUUUUCGUCCUUGGGUGGAGACCAAUCCUUGGCUGAGCAGUCAUCCAAUGACGGACCACUGUCAGAUUUUGGCAUCCUGACCUCGAAUGGUCGACAACCAUCGAGGAAUGAGUUGGCGUCCGGGGGUGAACCGGACCUAAGGGAGCACGGCAUAAUAUCUCUUCAGAACAGAGUUAAAACGGUCGAGGAUCGCAACAAGCUUAAUGCGAACGAAAUCAAACGUCUGAAGGAGCAGCUUGCCGAGCAGGAGGCGGAGACAAGGCUCUUGGCCACGGAGGUAGACACCUUGAGAAGUUCGGGCGUAGAUAAGGAGCGGGCGAGGAGGAUAUAUAAGGAUGAAGUGAAGAUACUGGAAGAGGUCCACCAAGAUAAAAUCCAAAACCUGAAGGAAGAACACAAUCGGGCUAUAACGGAUAUGAGGAAGCAGCACGAGAUGGAGGUUCAUACCAAGGAUGCAGAGCUGAUACGAGCUAAGGACGAAACAAUUCGGCGGGAGGCGGAGGGGACGGAGAAAGAACGGGAGCGGCACAAAGCUGGCAUGCAGACGAUAAUAGAGCUGUUUGAGGGCUUGGAUCGAAAGAUUGUUGAGAGGGUUGGGUUGAUUACUACAGGAGUAAUCUCUGCCGUGCAAACUGCGAAUGUGCAUAUCAUGAGAAUGGAUGGAAAGGUUGAUGGUUUCGAGAAACUGGUUGAAGACAAGCGCCAAGAGGACCGUGAGAAUCAGCUAGAUGUGGUGAACAAGCUGGAGGGUGUAGUCGAAGAAGUUGGAGAUGUUCACCAGACUGUAGAUUUUCUGAAACAAGAUGUGCGCCAGCGACAUGAAGAAAUGAAACAGAGCAUUGACAUGGCCUUUGCGGAGAUGGGCAAGAAGAUUGGAGCGUCGAUGAAUGUUAUGAUGAAGAACAAAGAUGAUCAAAACGAGGAGUUGCAACAGACGAUCCGAGGUUUGCAUGAGGAAAUCACCGCAAGCCAUUUGGUAUUGCUGGCGGCUCUACAAGGGGAGGACAAGAGCAUCAAAAUGUUGCACGCAAUCGGUCACUUAAGACAGCAAAUCGAAGACAAGAUUGAAGCUUUGCCACAAAAUCUGAGAAGAGGUGACGAUGCGUCGAUGACAGAGGCGAUGCGCAAUAUGAAGCAGUGGAUUGAGAACUUGACCUUCAAGGCGGAGAAGACCAACACAUUCAGCAUAUCCAGACCUUAGGUGUCACUCUACAGUUUCAUCAAAUUGGACUUGACUUUAAACCUACCCCUUAAUACAUAUAGACAAAUAAUUUGAUUUCAGCCUGGAGGGGUUACCUUUGCAUCACGGCAAAGGUAACUCACUGACUUUACAGCAAGUUAUAUUGUAUGUGCAUGUAUGUUUGUACUGACUGUAGUCCAAAUGGACACGUUUGAAAGGGAAUAAUCUGAAUUUAAUUCAAAGCAUAGAUGAUUUAUAAUCAAGAGCUCUUAUCGAUUGGUAAUAUUGGAUGAAGUUCCAUGCCACGUUUAGGACGAAAAUCUUUCCUAUUGCUGAGAGGAUGGAAACCUAUGGCUCGUUUAGGACGAGAGUCCAUUGCAAUAUUGCGACAUCCGUCAGGAAUUACAGAGCAUGCAGACAGAUGAUGUGAUGAACAGACGAAAGCAGUACACUUUUUAUUAUAUUAACAAAUCAUUGUCUUUAUUCUACCGCUCAUGUGAGAGAAAGUCUACAUUCGUUUUGAAUUUGACGACAGGCCAUAUUGUCUUAGAAAAUAGUGUUGGGCGCCGAAUUUUAAUAUUUCGGGCCUUCAGGUUUUAAAACAGUUUUUGACUACUCUGGCAACCAACACAAUUUUUCAGGACGCAGUCAUUUAGGGCGCACACGUCAUUUCCGUCCGUUUUUGUAUUGGGACGCCGUUAAAAUAUUUCUACAAGACAAAUUAGCUUACUCUGUACACAAUGAAUUAGUUAGCAGAAAAGAAUAUUACCUUAUUUAAAGUUCGUUCUAACUUAUAUGUCCACAAACGGUUGUCUGGUUGAGUAUUCCAUAUGAGAUGCAAUGACGUCACUCAGUGAUGAAAAUAUGAGUUUUCAGCCAUGACGUCACAUCCGUUCAAGUUCACUGACGUACAUGUGGGUACACCAUUACGAGAUCAAAUAUUUUGGGUUCAAUUCAAAAUUCAAUGAAAUGAUGGUUCUGACA